UACCAACUGAUGGCGAUUUGUGUUGUGAGCAGAUAGCCGCACUUUAAUAAAUACCAUUACACACACUCUUCAAACUGAGCCAACGAGUACAGAAGAUUGUGUUUUCGCAUCUUGAACCGUUCGUUGAUAGGCCUAAUCACAUCAGCUUUCAUAAGAUCUCAUAGAAGAGGUUGAUCGCGAGCCUAUCACCAGGCUAGUUAGUUGUAAGUCAGGAGUGUUCGUGGAAAGUGAGAGUUAAAAUUGGCACUGGAACGGGAAAAAUGUCGCAAAACUUUUUCAACUCUACGCGUAAAAUCAUUGGCGCUGGCGUAAACUAUAAAGAAAUCCUAAAGCUGACGAAUGCUGCCAAACCGGACAAUCCAGUGAUUUUCUUCAAGCCAAUUUCCUCGCUGAUAUCGACUGACGAGGACACCAUCAAGGUUCCCAAGGUCUUCGGUGCCAUCAACUACGAGGCCGAGCUCGGUGUGGUCAUCGGAAAGAAGUGCAACAAUGUCAGCCCGGAUCAGGCCAUGAACUACGUGGCCGGCUACUGCCUAGCCCUGGAUAUGACCGGCAUGGACUUCAUUCUGGAUGCCCGACCCAAGGGGCUUCCCUGGUGCUUGGGAAAAGGAUUCGACACGUCCACGCCGGUGAGCAGACUGAUCCCGGCGGAAGAGUUGGGAGAUCCGAACGAUGUGCGGGUGUGGUGCAAGGUGAACGACCAGCUCAAACAGGACGACCGGACGAGCAAUCUGAUUUUCACAAUAUCAGAACUGAUCGCCUACACGUCCAAGUACAUGACCCUGGAGGAGAAUGACCUAAUUCUGACUGGAACUCCCGCCGGAGCAGGACCCGUUCGGGAUGGAGACGUCCUCGAGUGUGGCCUUGGUGAUAUCGUUCAAAUGAAGUUCAACGUCAAGGAUGAGUAAAUUUUCACCGACAUUACGACGGAUGCCAUGUGCUUUGUUACAAAUUGAUAUCGUGGUCAGACCACUGGGAAUUGUUAUGCAUUUAGCCUAUUACACUGUUAUGUUUGUUUUGUAUGAUCAGAUUCUAAAUAACACAUAAGCUUUAUAUCACAA
Aedes aegypti (yellow fever mosquito) is the source of this 1061-nucleotide messenger RNA. RefSeq names its product acylpyruvase FAHD1, mitochondrial. The transcript has 4 exons. The record is from RefSeq and is a predicted model, not a curated record. Gene Ontology annotation, cellular component: mitochondrion. Lineage: Eukaryota; Metazoa; Arthropoda; Insecta; Diptera; Culicidae. Gene Ontology annotation, molecular function: acetylpyruvate hydrolase activity. The coding region runs from base 261 to 908 and encodes 215 amino acids.